UUCUGUCUCUGUCUCUAUUUUAGGACACUGACUCAGUGAGUCAAGUCUUUAACACGGAAAAUUGGGAACCUGAGAAAUUGUUCGAUUCUGGGAAGAUUGAUUCGCAGAAUGGCGCUUAAUUUCUCCAGUUUCCACUAUCACCGUCAUCCUACCUGAGUAUCUUCUUCGGUUUUGCUUCACUCUCUGAUAAUUGGCCUCCGUUUUGCGGGGCUUCCCUUCUUCCUUCUUCAGCUUCCAAAAAAGUUUCCAUAACAUAGAUUAUACAUUGCAGCAAUGAAAAAACAAUAUUAUUAUAUUAAUUCAAGGAGAUAUCUGAUCGGCUGAUCUUCAUUUCUCCGAAGUUGCGUUUUCCAAAAGUCUUGAUUUGGUUCGGAGCCCUUAUUUCUGGAAAGAAAGAAACUACGAUGCAUAUUUUAGGCUUCUAUUUUUUGCUUACUGCUUAGGUUCAGGCAUGAGCUGCUUUUACAGCAACAGUGAAAGCCAAUCCAAAUAUAGAUGAGGAAGAAAACUAAUAAAAGUUGAGGUUGCCCAUUUUGUGAUUCCCUGUUACGUCUCUGAUGACCAUUUGAAUUUUACUAUUGGUUGUAAGGUUUCUAGCUUUUUUCUUUGUUUUUUGAUGAGCUAGCAAGAUUUUGAACCUGCAAGUUGAUAAUGGCUUGUGUGGCACUUCGUCCAGUGUACGAAGAAUCUUUAAACACCCAUAGUGAAUUUACCAGCCGUUUUAGUCCUCGUUCGAGGGACUCGAUUUUGAUCUACCUAACUGUUGGUGGCUCUGUGAUUCCCAUGCACAUUAUGGAGACAGAUUCAAUUGCUUCAGUGAAGCUGAGAAUUCAAACCUUCAAAGGAUUUUUUGUAAAGAAACAGAAACUGGUUUUUGAAGGGAAGGAAUUGGCUCGUGAUAAAUCUUGUAUCUGUGAUUAUGGUGUUGCUGAUGGGAAUGUGGUGCACCUGGUGCUAAGGCUUUCUGAUCUUCAAGCUAUUACAGUUAGGACAAUAUGUGGAAAGGAGUUUGGGUUUUAUGUUGAGAAGAAUAGGAAUGUGGGUUAUGUGAAGCAGCAGAUUGCAAGGAAAGGGCAAGGGUUCUUUGAUCUCAAGGAGCAAGAAUUGAUAUGUAAGGGUGAAGCACUUGAGGACCAGAGACUUAUUGAGGAUAUCUGCAAGGACAAUGACAAUGAUGCUGUAAUUCAUUUUUUGGUCAGGAUAUCAGAUGCCAAGGUAAGGACUAAACCAGUUGAGAAGGAUUUCGAAUUAUCAAUUGAGGCAUCAUAUGCACACAAUACAAAGCCAAAUUUAGUGGCAUACCAGUUAGGGUCCGAGUCUGUAACAAAUAAGGUCCUUAAGAGGAACCAAUUGACAAGAGACUUUCUUUUGGAACCACUUAUUAUGAAUUCCAAUAUCAAAAUUCCACUAUUGAUCCAGAAGCUAAUUAAGAUUACUUUGGAAGGGUUAGAAAAAGGAAGAAAUCCAAUUCAAUCUUCAGAGGGAUCAGGAGGAGCUUAUCUUAUGCAAGAUUCAUCUGGCUUGAAGUAUGUUUCUGUUUUCAAGCCUAUUGAUGAGGAGCCAAUGGCAAUUAAUAAUCCUCGUGGACUACCUGUAUCUCUGGAUGGUGAAGGGUUAAAGAAAGGCACACGAGUUGGGCAAGGUGCAUUGAGAGAAGUUGCAGCUUACAUUUUGGAUCAUCCUAGGAAAGGACCUCGCUCGUAUCCCAGCAAUGGGGAACAGGGGUUUGCUGGAGUUCCUCCCACAGUCAUGGUCAAAUGCUUGCAUAAAGGAUUCCAUCAUCCUGAAGGUUAUAAGAAUGUUUCAGGUAAUGUUAAAAUAGGAUCACUUCAAAUGUUUAUGAGGAAUAUUGGAAGUUGUGAAGACAUGGGCCCUAGUGCAUUUCCAGUGGAAGAGGUACACAAGAUCUCUGUUCUGGAUAUCAGGUUGGUAAAUGCAGAUAGGCAUGCUGGGAACAUUUUGGUUGCCAAGGAUUGUGAAGAUGAUCCAGCUGUCCUUAUUCCAAUUGAUCAUGGUUAUUGCUUGCCAGAGAGCUUUGAAGACUGCACUUUUGACUGGUUAUACUGGCCACAAGCUCGGGAGCCUUACUCCCCAGACACCAUUGACUAUAUAAAAUCUCUGAAUGCUGAGGAAGAUAUUAAGCUUUUGAAGUUUCAUGGAUGGGACCUUCCUCCUAAAUGUGCCCGGAUCCUUCGUAUAUCAACCAUGCUUCUUCAGAAAGGUGCAGAGAGAGGGCUCACUCCUUUCACCAUUGGAAGCAUCAUGUGUAGAGAGACACUGAAGAAAAAAUCUGUCAUUGAGCAGAUAAUUCAGGAAGCGGAGGAAGCUGCACUUCCUGGAACAAGUGAAGCUGCAUUUCUUGAUCUUGUUUCAGUGAUCAUGGAUAGUCAUUUAGAAGAGCUAUUCCCAUGACUGAAUAACAUAGUUCACGUACUUAUUACAACUGCUAUUGAUAAGAUAGUGAUAAGUGAUGAUGCUUCGUUCGUCUUCAAAGUGGAACCCUCAAUCUUGUAUAGUGGACAGUGGUUGAAACGUCUGUCUCACACCAAUCAAGAAUUUGAUGUUUGUAGUGGAAUACCUCUGAUAACAUGGAAAUGUAUUCGUAUAUUUACCAGAUGGAGGUCCGGUGCAAUAUCAUCCCUCUGUUCUGUGCUUCUUGAGUAAAUAUAAAAUUGUAAAAAUAAAGGUUGUACCUAAACCAUAAAAAAAAUUCUACUAUGUUCUGUUCAUGCUGUUUUUCUCUUAAUUUGUUGAAGUUCUGUAAGUU
Gastrolobium bilobum is the source of this 2767-nucleotide messenger RNA. RefSeq names its product phosphatidylinositol 4-kinase gamma 3. The record is from RefSeq and is a predicted model, not a curated record. The coding region runs from base 652 to 2412 and encodes 586 amino acids. Lineage: Eukaryota; Viridiplantae; Streptophyta; Magnoliopsida; Fabales; Fabaceae. The transcript is spliced from 3 exons. Gene Ontology annotation, molecular function: protein binding.